AUGAUUGCCUUACAGCAAGGAACCACUGAUGAUAAUUUCCGCCGAUCACUAGCCAAGAGGGCCCCUGAAAACAUGAAUGAGCUCCAAGAGAGGGCCGGGAAGUAUAUCAAGACUGAGGAAAGCCUGAAGAAAUCCCAGAAUAACCAGGGACCGACCCCGAACCCAAAGAAACGUGGAAACGACACCGAGUACAACGCGGAUAGUAAGUAUUCAAAGACAGGGGAUGGUGAUAAGUCCCCGACUAAAAAGAGAGCAGGACUGAGGUUCACUGAGUAUGCAAGGCUGAAUGCCCCUAGGAGUCAGAUCCUGAUGGAAAUUGAGAAAGAUGGAAGUUUAAAGGAUGAGAUUGAGUUUUUGAUCCGGAAAGGCAAGUUGUCUAGGUAUACUAGGGAUACAGACAGGAAUUCCCGUGACAAUGACAAUCGUGGAAAAGACAACGAUGAUAGGGAUAAGAGAAACCAGCCUAGAGGGCCUGUGAUCAAUGUAAUCUCUGGAGGACCGACCGCAGCAGGCCUAUCUACUAACUCACGAAAGGCUUAUGCUCGUGAAGUGAUGUGCAUUCUUGGAGAGCCCCCGAAGAGGGCAAAAAUUGAGUUUUCUCUAGCAUUCGACAAUUUAGAUCUUGACAGAGUUAAAUUUCCCCAUGAUGAUCCUUUGAUGGGAUAUUCUGAUUCGCAAUUGACACCUUCAGAUUUGCCUAUAUACGGCUUUAAUAACGUGGAGACAAAGAUUGAAGGUAUGAUCCAACUACCCGUGACAAUGGGCACCGAGCCUAGACAGGCCACAUGUAUGCUGAAUUUUUUGGUCAUUAAGGCUUCAUCAACCUACAAUGCUAUCCUUGGAAGGACUGGGAUACAUGCUUUUAAAGCAAUCCCAUCCACCUACCACUUGAAGAUCAAAUUCCCUACCAAGAACGGAGUGGGAGAAGAAAUAGGAGAUCAAAAUAUGGCUAGAAGUUGUUAUGUGGGGGCUCUGAAAUCUGGAGGAACCGGGAGGCAGGUUCUCCCAAUUGAGGACUUGGAUGUCCGAGAAGAAGAGGAAAGUAGAGGGAAACCUGCUUCUUGGUUCCCAUCUCCCUAUAACCGAAUGAGCCCGAGAAGGUGA
Daucus carota subsp. sativus is the source of this 1104-nucleotide messenger RNA. RefSeq lists its product as uncharacterized. Lineage: Eukaryota; Viridiplantae; Streptophyta; Magnoliopsida; Apiales; Apiaceae. The transcript is spliced from 3 exons. The record is from RefSeq and is a predicted model, not a curated record. The coding region runs from base 1 to 1104 and encodes 367 amino acids.